UGGAAACAUGUGUAAACAGUUGUGAGUAAUCGGGUCAACAUGGAGGAUAAUUUAACGGGACCACAGAAAUUUCCUUAAAUUUACCAUUAGAUAUUGUCAAUAACAAAUUCUUUUGUGGAAUAAAGAAACGUGUGCUUUAUAUUUCAAGUGUCCACCUUAGACUAAAAAACUUUUAAGUGAUAAUUGGAUUUUUAAGCUGUGAAACCAAUACCGAAAAUCAAAACAAAAUGUCGACCGCUGCAAUGGCUAGGACACUCACUGCAACCGUGCCGGUUGAACCCACUCUGCAGAUGAGGUUACAAUUCCCGAACCCACCUCAAGCUAAGAAUUUGGGUAUGAUGAACAACAAACUGCGAAACAGAUUAAGGCUUGAUCCAACCCGUGCUUUGGAACCUGCAAGGAAGAAAAUAGCAACAAUUGAAGCACAGAGAGUAAUGUCAGUAUUUGAAGAUACCAUACAGAAAUCUGAAAUAAUCACUCUGAUGCCAUUUAUUGUAGAGAAUCUAGAGAGGUUUCGAAUUACGUUUGGUACAGAACUCUCUGAAUUAAUUGAGCAUCAUGCCGUUAUCCUGGGUAGUUAUGAAGACAUCAAGCAGACGUUGGACAGGCAGAUGAAGAGAAAUGCUGCUAAGGCUAAAGCCAGGCAGGUAGAUUCACCAUCACGUUCAUCAACCGUGUCACCUGAUGAUCCUGAAGGUAAUCAAAUGUUAGAUGAAGAUGAGGGAGCUGCUGGGGUAGCUUCACCUUCAGUUCAAUCACAACAGUCUAGACCACGGUCAAGCCAACAAAGUUCAAGAGCCAGCUCACGCCGUUCUGGAAGAGAAUCACAAAGUAGGUCAUCUAGACCAUCAAGCUCUGGAAGUGUUGAUUCAAACUUUAGUAUGGACAGCCAAAUGGAACGUACAGUAAGAAGUCUAACAAUGGUGGCACAGCAGUUAAAUACCUCAUGUAAGAAUGUAUUGAGGGCAUUUCAACUGAAUCCAUCUGCUAUGAACACUAUUAAACACGAAUAUUCAAAAAGAGGACAUACAUCACAAGAUUUUAUAACCUACAUGAAUGAGCUAAAAGACAUUCUUCUGAACAAACUUCUGACUACACCAGAGGAAGAGAAAGAAAGAAUGGAGUAUCUUCAAGAAAUUUCAAAGCGUGAGAGAAAUAAUGCUGCCAUUAUUGAAAAACUGGAAACUGAACUGAAAGCUGCACAAGAUGAUAAAGAUGAGGAAAUAAGAAAGAAAAAUGAUGUGAUAAGAGGAUUGAAUGCAGAUUUGAGGCAGAUUCAGAAGUUUUCAGAAGACCACAUCAGACGUGUUAAUGCUGAAGCAGAUAAACAGAAAGCUGCUGAUAAGAAAAAUAGUGAGGGACGUAAACAAAGGCUUCAGCAGGAGGUAACUCAACUGCAAACACAGCAGCAAAAUCUUGUUUCUGAACAUAGAGAGAACGAACAGGAACUUAGAAAGAAAAAAUUUAAAAUUGAGACAGAGGUGGAGAAUUGGAUUCAGCGCUAUGACCAGGAUAUGGGCGAGAGACAGGACGAGUAUGAAGAGAUUGAUACAGUUUACACUGAAGAGAAGAAACAGCUUCAUGAAUUAGAGGAACGCUUCAAAACUCUUGAAGCUGAGUACCAGCAGAUCAUGGAAGAGCGCCGUCUGGCUAGGGAGCGUAGAGAAGCUGCUGAAAGAGAGCUUGCGCUCAUGGUCAAAGCAUCAACAACCAUCCAGGCAUUCUGGAGGUCAUUCAAGGUCAGGAAGGCUCUCAAGGCUCGCAAGAAGAAAGGUGGAAAGAAAAAGAAAUAAACUUAUAAAAAAGUGUCUGCAUUUGGUCUUUAAAAAGACCUAUGAUAUAGUUUUAUAAGUUUUAUUUGAUUGUGCAUUUUUUUAUUAUAUUCAUCUCACAGUGAAUGAUAGUCUUAAUUAUGAAGAAGAUAUAUAAGAAGUUAUUAUGUAAAUAUGUUUUGUCUGUGAUAAAAUAACAAAAAAAAUGAAAUUCUUUUAUCUGUUGUAAAUAAAUUCUCAAUCCAAUUCAGAUCUUUAUGUUAAAAAGAGCAUGAUUGUUUGCAAAUCAUUGUUUCACCUUCAGUAGUGACUUGUAGAUAUAUGAUAGUACUAUUUUCUGCACCUUUCUGGCUGUAUCCAUAUUAACUGCAAGUAAGUCUUGGUCAUGAGCAAUUUGAAUAAAUACAAUUCAGAAACCGGACGUUUAAGGUAUGACAAUUGACAAGAGUUCAGAACAAGCUUAUAACUUGAUACUUGUACACUGUGUACAAUGAUAUUAGCAUAAGUCCUGAUCAAAUAGUUAAAAUAAAAACAAUAUACCUUUUCCUUUGCUAACUUUCUCAUCAUCAUAGUGUUUGUAAUCUCCGUUUACAUUUGUUAUUGUUGAUGGUAGCUCUAGCGUAUGAAGUUGACACCAUUUGUGUUAAGAAAAUUUAUACAACUGUGUUGCAAAUUUUCAAUCCAGAAAAAAAGACAUUUAAAAAUUGUAUUUGGAAAUUUUCAAUGAAGAAUACUAGUAAAGUAUAUAAUAAUAGUGAAAAAACUUUAUGAAGGUGAAUGCUUAACUAUUUUACGAUUGUUUAAGAGUUUUAUAAAGUAUUAUGUGAUAUAAAUUUGUUACAAAGUUCUGUUAUAUCUGUAAGCCUAAUAAAUUAUUAUCAUAAUAAAA
Messenger RNA from Ruditapes philippinarum (Manila clam), 2661 nucleotides. Its product is annotated as dynein regulatory complex protein 10-like. The transcript is spliced from 4 exons. Gene Ontology annotation, molecular function: protein binding. The record is from RefSeq and is a predicted model, not a curated record. Bases 228 to 1793 code for a protein of 521 amino acids. Lineage: Eukaryota; Metazoa; Mollusca; Bivalvia; Venerida; Veneridae.